ACCACUGCUGCGGGAGGCAGCUUAGUGCUAUAAAAGAACGGAUGAGCCACUGGCUGGGGCUGCACUCCCCUGCUCCGCUCGCCGGCAAGCCUGGGGCCCAGCCGCACCGACCUGCGCUGCCUGUGUGCGCGCGCGCCUGGGGGCCGAGCGGGCGCGAGACGCACGGCCACAGCAGGCGUGGGGCAAGCCCAAUGCGUGGACUACCUUUGCAACAUGCUGGAGCCACACAGCCGCUGAACGGAGUUUGCACGCAGCUACCCGGGCCGGAUUGCAGCGCUCUCUUUCCUUAUGAAGAAGGCACAAACUUGGAUUAUCACUUGCUUUUAUCUUCAACUGCUCCUACUCAAUCCUCUUGUCAAAACUCAAAGUCCCUGCGGGAAUCCUGUGACAGAUGAUGUGAAUGACAUUGAAAAACUGGUUGGAAAUCUUCCAAAUGAUUAUAGGAUAACCCUUAAAUAUGUCGAGAAGAUGGACAGUCUGCCUAAUCAUUGUUGGUUGCAUUUGAUGGUCCCUGAAUUGACAAAGAGUCUGAAUAAUCUUCUCCAAAAAUUUAAAAAAAUUUCAGAUAUGUCAGAUGUCUUAAGUAAUUAUUCAAUCAUCAAUAAUCUCACAAGGAUCAUCAAUGAUAUAAUGGCAUGUCUUUCUCCUAAAAAUAAGAAUUUUAGAAGACAAAGUGAUUAUCUUUAUAAGGAAGAUCAGCUGUUCCCAGAAGACUUCUUUGAGCAUUUUAAUAGCACUAUUGAAGUCUACAAAGCCAUUGCCAAUAAACCAGAACAGAAGGAGUGUGUUCUUCUUUCAGCCACAGUAAAAACCCCAAAUGAGUCAAGAAUCACCAAGCCAUUUUUGUUACCUCCAGUUGCUGCUAGCUCCCUUAGGAAUGUGAGCAGUGGUGAUAACGGCAACAAGGAGGCCCUGGGCUUGCUCAGCAGCCCCAGCAUGCAAGGAAUUAGCAUAGCACUGACAUCACUGGUGACUCUUUUUGUUGGCUUUAUUUUGGGAGCUCUAUGCUGGAAGAAAACAAUCAGCAGACACAUACUAGAGAGUGAGCAGACUGCACAGGACACUGAAAUAAGUAUGCUGGAGCCAAGAGAAAAGUCACUUUUACAAGUGUAGCUGUUGUUUUUAUUAUACACUGUUACUGUUUCUUGUCUGGGCAGCUAACAGUUUUCCUAUAUGUUUUCUUGCUUCCAAGCUAAAAUGAAGCAGCUUUAAAGCAUAUAUUUAGUGGCCUUCAACCUGGAGUGACAGACUGUGAGUUCACUGCAGUCUGUUGUUGCUGCGGACUCCAUGUUGAGAUUAUAGAGCUGUGGACAGAGUGUACUGCUGUGAAACCAAUAUUGAAUUAAACAUCACCAAAUGAAAGUGCACUGAGAGGGACUGGAUUUUAUAUGAAGACAAGGAUGGCUGCUUUGCAUCUUGGAAUUUGCCGUGGAUUUUGACAAUGCAGUAAAUACCUGAACAAACAAAUAUGGAUUUAUGUGACCUGAUAGUAAACGUUUUGUACAAAUGGACAUUCUGAGUAAGAGGGAAAUAAUGAAAUGGAUGAGAAUAAUAUAAACUUCAGUACUGUACAUAAGACUCUCAAAUAAGGUUAUGCAAUUGACUAACAUACUAGAUUUCUUAUAUUUGGAGAAAUGGGUCGUAUUGAGGGAAGGCCACAGAAGACUGGUCUAUCUCUUGAUGAGUGAGAUUGAAUUCCAUUUCAUAGAAAGUGAUCAUACACAUGGUCAAAACUAUUUGUGGCCAUUCAGGAGACCUAAUAAACAUUGGAUCACUGGAACAAUUGCAAACAUGGGGUUAUUGCAAUAAGAUGGAACAUUGACUGUUGGGAUGUAGGGAAAUUCCUUUGAAGUUCCAGUGAGAAAUGGAGAAAGAAUAACAUCAUCUGGGACAGAAAAUUACCAUGAUGCCUAUUCAUUAUGCUUAUGGACAUGCCAGACGCUUCUUGGCAUUUACAAAAAUCAGGUCAUCUUGAAGAUACCAAGCUUUAGUUUAGCUUUUACCAUAUGUCAUAUAAUAUGUGCAAAAAAUUUAAGAGUAGUACACAUUUCAUCACUUAGCAUUCUCCAUUAUUUAUGAUUAGUUCAGCUCAAAUAAAAAUGAAAAGCUUUCUUCUGAAUAGUUGUCAGUGUCUUGAUAUUAUUUCUAAUAGAAGGAUGGAAAGCAGAACGAAGGCUGAAAAUAUGCUAAAUUGUUUUUUUUUAAUACAAAUUUAAAGGGGACACUAAAUGUUACUUUUCAACUGUGUAGUGUGCUUAAGUUAUUUUCCCUAUACACAUGACUGUUCUGUGAAAUAGUUAUCACCCCAUAUUCCAAAUUACUAAUACAAUAAGCUUAAACUAUUAUAAAUUUAAACUAUUGUUAAAAUGCUCAUUUACAUCGCAUUCACAAAUAUUUGCUUAAGAAAUGCUUUAUUUAAACAAAGAUUUUCACAAAUUUAUUUAUUUUCAUAUCUGCCACAAACUAUUACAAAUAAUAUAUGGGAACCUAUAGAAAAUCUUGUUUAUAAAUUAUUUUGGCCUAGUUUUGAACCAUAUAAAGGCAUAAAAGCUAACUGCUCCAAAACUGGGAAGAACUGUGUAUUAUCAAAGGAGAUACAUGGAGGACUGUUUCUUAAUAGCAGAGUACACCUUUUGCAUCCACUAGGCCCCAGGUUCAGUCCCCAUUACUUCCAUCUUAAAGGUCUCAAGUUGCAGAUUUUUGGAUAUAGCUUGUUUUGAGAGUCUGGAAAGCCACUGCUAGUCUGAGUAGAUGAUACUGAUCUAGAAGUACCAGUGGUCUGACUUGAUGUGAUGAGUUUAUAUAUUUGUAUAAUGUGCACUUUAGAGGAACUCUCAAAUCCAUGCUAUGAUGUUCAUUAUUGGAUUUACUAGAUGAUGUCUUUCAGUUUAACAGGAUGCUCAUUCACAUCUGGGUGCUGCGGUUGUUGCAUAUGUAGUUACAACUGGAACUAGAUCAAAACCUACAACUGCAAAUUCCAAUGAACUUUUUCGACUCACUAUCUUGAAAUCUGCAAACCUUAAGUAUACCAAUUUGCUUGAAUUGUGUUCUAGUACAGGUCCCAACAAGAAGAAAACCAGACCUUUGGUCAACAGUAACAUGCCCCAAUAAUUCACUAAACACUUUAUAAACACACACAUUUCACAUUCCAGCAAGUAUUCUAAGAGAAGAUUAUGUCUAAAAUACCUGAAACCUGCUUUUUCUCACUCUCAGUAGCAAACAAAGGACCUAUUUGUAUUGCACCAGUAUGAUUUUGAAGGUAAUAUUGGGAACUUGUUGGAAAUCAUAGUACAUAUUGUACAAAGCUUAGUUAUACUGCAGGGUUUAGAACAAUGCCACAUUCUUUUUACCCUUACAACAGAGCAAGACAAAUUUAAGGUCAAGAGGCAUUCACAGAGCCAACUAAAAAUUCCAAGUAUAAUCCUAGUGGCAUUACCAUGCUUGCAUAACAAUCAUAGUUCUCAUUUUGAAUUUAAAUAACCUCCAUUAGCACAAGUGGAAUAGCAAUCCAUCAAAAUUGAAGCUGAAUAAUUAUUUUGACAGUUUGUACAUUUUCUUGGCUUUUUCUGCUUGAGAGGUUUGGCUGAGUGGUUUGGGCCAUCUCAGCUAAAUGUCUUGAAAAGGAAGUAUCUUAAGAGUAUUUCACUGCAUUGGAUCUCCAUUUAGUAACCCAAUUUUGAAAGUUUUAAUGUGUUCAUUCAGCAAUUUAUUUUGAUUGGGUUCACACACACUGCUGUUCCCCCACCCCACCCUGGGAUGUUGUUUUUGUUUUGUGGUUUCAGGUGGUAGGACAAGAACUUUAAUUCUUGAGUUACCAGAAUAUUUUUUAUUAAGCUGAAGUGUCUUGCUCCUCCACAAAGUCAUGAUUGGUAUACUUGUGCUAGAGCUGGACUUCUUCCUGUCACAGCAGCAAUCUGUUCAGUUAUCAUAUUUGCAGUUUUUCAUGGCAAGCUUGGCAGAGUUGGACACUUUUGCAAGGUUCAAUUUUCUUCUUCAACAAGAACUUCAACAGUUCUUGAACAUUUUUAAAGGAAAUAUUCAUACUGCGUAGAGAAAGGGCAAUUGCUCUUCAAACUGAGGAUAAGCAUGUUGACAAUAACACAUACUGAAAAUCACAUUAUACAGAUUUAGUUCCUCUUUGAUGCCUUUUGCACCAUUGUGACACAUUGAGAAUUAGGAUUGUGACAGGGUGGAUUUCUUUGUUCAAAGCAUGGCAUGAUUUCUUCAGAAGAAAUGUUUCAAAACCUCUUUGGGUAAGGUAACACAACACUUUGUGGAAUGGGGAGACAAGAAGAAAUUGUUCUUUAAAAAACUUUUUAUUCCAGUUCCUUACAGAGUUCAUGCAAUUUUUAUCAGGUGAACUCACUAGAAUUUUGCAUAUUUGCUUUGAGAAUAGCAAGUACUGGUACACAGCAGAUUUCAAAAUGCCUUGGUGUUUACUUGAAAAACUUGCAAUGCAGUCUUACACAUUUAUUCUAGUCUAAGCCCAUUGAAAUCAGUGGUCUCAGACUGGAAUAACUGCAUAGAAUUGUACUGCCUUUGGUACUUACGCCAGUGAAAUUCUAUUUUAGACAUAUUCUUAAAAUCAGUGUCCCAGUCCAUCAAAUAUACGCAUGUUUUUUUCUGUUGUAAAUAUGUUGAGCAUCUCCAGACUACAUGGCAGUUAACAUAAUCCUUUCUCUCCUAAAUAUGUUGAGAGUCCCCAGACUAUAUAACAGCCAAAUGUUUAAUACAAACCAACUAUUCUUUUUCAUUAUUUCAGCCAUUUGGAAUGACAAUUGCGUAAUAGUUCUUCUGUAUAACUAGUAAUUGCAUUCACCUAUAUUUCAAAACAAACCAAGUUAAAAUAUUAAAUUUCUUAGAACUCAUAAAUUUCAGGCUCCACCUUGGAAAGAGCACACAGUUUGCUGAUUGUAUUAUGGUCAAGAGUGUGUGUAUAUAUAUUGAUGUAAACAUCAACACCAACUUGUUCAUUUGUAUCCUGACUGAAGAUUAAUAAACCCAAGUUUCUAAAAAUGUAAUGUGUAUGUAUAUAUGUGUCCUCUUAAAAUAGAUGUAUACCCUUGUCCCUUUUUAUAUUGGUUGAAUUUGGAAGUACAUUAUAUACAUAUAUUUUAUUGUUCUAAAUAAAGAAUUUUAUGCAAA
Molecule: messenger RNA, 5145 nt
Organism: Sphaerodactylus townsendi
Lineage: Eukaryota; Metazoa; Chordata; Lepidosauria; Squamata; Sphaerodactylidae
Gene: KITLG
Product: KIT ligand
Exons: 10
Coding region: 289-1113 (274 amino acids)
Biological process (GO): positive regulation of cell population proliferation; cell adhesion
Cellular component (GO): plasma membrane
Molecular function (GO): cytokine activity; stem cell factor receptor binding
Source: RefSeq, a predicted model, not a curated record